ACAGAUCCCCAGAGUCAGGUGGACAGAACCCGAGAAGAUCAACUCAUUAUACGAUACUAGAUAGAUCUCUCGUAUCUCUUGCAGUAUAAUACUCGAUAUUAAUCCAGUAUUAUUUCAACUUACCCUUGUACACCUCUCACCACUUCACCAUGGGCUGCAACAACUCUCGCCACAUCCUCGAGAUGGAGUCUCGACCUAUCCGUCCUGUGACCCUCUCAAGCCAUUCAGUUGGCUCUGUCAUGGCUCCCUCGUCCAUCUUUCAAGACUUCCCUGAAACCUCGGAGUUGAGUCGACAGCAGAUCAUCGACGCCUUCCAACACAUGGCCGAGUAUCUGAACGAAUGUGGUACAUACGUGAAGUGUGCUGUCGUCGGCGGUGUUGUAAACGCACUUUAUCUGCGUCACAGAGAGACGACUCCCGACGUCGAGUUUCUUCUUCACGAUCCUGCCUCGAAAGAGUAUAUCAAGCUCAGCAAUGCUGCCAGUUUCGCCAACAAGAAGGCACAAGGAACUCUCGGAGAGCAGUGGUUCAACAACUCUAUGCAAUUCUUCGUGCCUCGAAAUGUCCAGGUCGAUAUUCUUCAAUGGGCCAAGGACCAGCAUGAAGUCAUCUUCGAGCACCGCGGAAACUACGGCGGUUUGACAGUUUACGCUGCCCCGUGGGACUAUGCGUUGUGCAGCAAACUCAACAGCCUCUACGACAACAUCCGAGCCGAUGAUAUGGAGGAUGCAGUUGCAUACCUACAUCGAUAUCUGACAGUUACUCACCAAGAGUCUCUCAACGGAAACCAAGUCAACGGCUGGUGCAGGAAGUACCAUCAAGAUGUUUCGCGAGAGGUACUGAAUCGUCUUGGAGAGGCAUAUGCUCGAAAGCACGGUAGCUGGCCGCUUCAGUGGUGAAGACGGUUGCAGGAGGAUUAAGAAUUUGUUUGAAUGUUAGAUAUAGACGGCAUGAACUUAUGAUGAUACCCAAAGCUCAUUAGCGAGCCCACUUAAUGAUAAUACUUGUUUGAAUCGGUA
Fusarium oxysporum Fo47 is the source of this 1019-nucleotide messenger RNA. RefSeq lists its product as uncharacterized. The record is from RefSeq and is a predicted model, not a curated record. NCBI's taxonomy places the organism in Eukaryota, Fungi, Ascomycota, Sordariomycetes, Hypocreales, Nectriaceae. The coding region runs from base 150 to 899 and encodes 249 amino acids. The transcript has a single exon.